GUUUUCAAAAAUAACUAGAUAAAAAUAAAUUUUAAUAAGUUUAUCAAUGCUGGUUUUGAUAUAAACCCAAAAUGACGGACGUUGGAGAAAUAAUUGAUUACAUAAAGUCAUUGAAGAAAGGGUUUGAUAAAGAUUUAUUUCAAAGUAAAAUUGACGAGCUCGGUUAUCUUGCGGACAGUCGAGAUAUAAGUUAUGAAGAAUUUCACACAUUGUUCAAAAUAUGGCUCAAUUUAAAUAUACCUAUUACGAAAUGGGUAAAUUUAGGAACUUGUUUGGUGCCACAACAAAAAAUAUCUCAAGUGACAAUAGAUUAUUCCUUUAGAUGGAUUCUUGCAAACUAUAGAAAACAAGACUAUGUUUCUCGAUUGGGCUUUCUACUGGACUGGCUUACUGCUGCCAUGGACUGUAAUGCUAUCGAUAUAAACAGAUUGGAUUCUGGAUAUGAGCUAUUUUAUGUAAUGUUGACUUAUGAAUCAUUGACUGGAAAUGUAAUUAAACUUAUUUACACCUUAACAAAACCAUCAGAUGUCACAAGAAAACGUGUUUUGGAAAUAAUUGAAUAUGCUAAAAAUAGAGAAGGGAAUAAGAAUUUAUAUAAGCAGCUGCAGGUGUUACUUGGAUUAUUCAAAUCAUACAAACCCGAGUGUGUUCCAGAACACAUUCCAGCAAUAUCCAUUCAUACAGCAUUCAAAAAGAUUAAUCCAGUUUUAGUUGAAAGAUUCAUGAAUAUUCAGAACAAUCAAAAUAUUUUGAAAUCAGAAAGAUUAUGCUGGGUGAACCCGAUAAAUAACAGCAGAAAUAAUAAAUCAGAACCCCUGGUACCAAACAUGGAGUUUUUGAAAAUAGGUGCAAUGCAAUAUGACAGCAAAAUGCCAAAGAAAAAUUACCUCGAUUUUUCUGACCCAAUGUCACUUCUGCAAUAUAGUCUAAAUCGUGAAAUGACAAGGCCUGCUCGUCUCAGGGCUCUCUUGUGCAAUGAAGUCGGGGUGGUCCUACUGGCAGUAUCCUCAGACAAUGACCACGCAUUUUUAUCACACGACUUACAUCAUCUGCUAACAAACUGUUUUCUGAAUGUGUCAAGCCACAGUUAUGCAGAGAAGCAUGUGAUGCUGCAGCGUCUUGUUACUCUCCAAUCAACAUUCAUGCAGGGACUUCCCGUAGUGACAAGAUUUCUUGCUCAAUUCCUGCCAUUUUGGAAUGAGUCCGAUUACUUUGCAGAGAUUUUAGAGCUAGUACAAUGGGUGAAUGUGGACGAUGCUGCCCAUGUCCAAGUGAUACUGGACAGUCUGUCCACCGUGUACCACCACUCUCAGCCAAUGGAACAGUGUGCUAUACUGAAGAGUAUCACCACAAUGUUCACAAACCUUGUGUACAAUAGUACAAGGAAAAGGCUUCAUUUUUCAGGAGUGGAAUUUACUGAUGAGAAUCUUAGUGGAAUAUUAUAUAUAGUAGCAUCCAGUAUAAGUGAUCUGUGUAGCAAAGCUUUGCAAACAUCACCAGGCGAUAUGCGCGUGGUGCACAGCUGCACGGCGGUCAUGUUGCGCGUGGCGUCGCGCGGCGUGAGUGGGCGGGGUGCGGCGACGGCGUGCACGCGCGUUCCCGUCCCGCCGCUGUCGCUCGCGUUGCCGCUGCUGGCGCCCGCCGCCACAGUGUUCGACAGCGUCGUGGCUCUUAUUCUGUCAUACAAAGAAAUAAUUAAGACGAUCAGGAUUAACAAGUGGCUGAGUAAGGAGGAGUACGUUCAUCAGAUACGUGUGAUGAAGGCGUUCACGACGGACAUCGUGAGCUGCUGGGACGAGGAGUUCCUCCGCAACAGGCGGGCGGGUCUCGUGUUCAGUAAGCUGCACCCGCAGCUCGUAAGCAAGCUGGAGACCGUCGUCCCCGACGCUGACUCCACGCUGAGCGUGCGGAACCAUCUCGCGUUCGCCCCCUACACGUACGUGCCGCUCGACGGCAUAGACGGCGACGCCGACAACAGUCUCUUGUUCAACACUAUCAUCAGGAAAAAGUUUACGAACAUCAGCAGCUUCGUCGAUGAAGUGAUGCCUGAAAUGAGCUGACGCGCACGGAGAUGGAAAGAUAAGCAACUGUUUGUAUUAACGUGCUCCAGUUGACCAAUGAACGCAUCGUUUGAGUGAUCUGUGUGCCUUGACUUCUUAAGUAGCCUUUAACGAUUUCAUUAAAAAUCCACAUAAUUUUAUGACAUUAUGAUAAUAUUAUCUAUUAUGAAUUUAAUGGUAAUAAUAGAAUAUCUUCCUUAUGAUGUCUACUUGAAAUGUUGAAUUUGCUUAUUUUUGGACCAAAAUUUUUCAUGAAUAUGGGAUGCGUAAUAUGUUGCGGACAUGUAGACAAAUUCUAUAUAAUCCGAUGGAUGACCAGCUCUUGUUUAGGUUAUUAAUCUAGACGUAUAAAAUAUACUUAUUUUGUACAAGU
Molecule: messenger RNA, 2433 nt
Organism: Aricia agestis (brown argus)
Lineage: Eukaryota; Metazoa; Arthropoda; Insecta; Lepidoptera; Lycaenidae
Product: centromere protein I-like
Exons: 13
Coding region: 72-2060 (662 amino acids)
Cellular component (GO): kinetochore
Source: RefSeq, a predicted model, not a curated record